AUGCCAGAGCCACCUUCAGGUACACCUGACCAUGUCGUAGAAGCUCGUUUGAAGGCCAGUGCAAAUGCUCGCCUGACAGCGCUGCGUCAGAUCAAUGUGCUUCUUAAUGCGGCAGUACUACAGAUGAACGCAUACCUUAACGCUUCCACGGAUACCAAUAACCCAUGGUUGAAUGGCUUCAAUCCUACAGUAUCAUCGGCAGAUGCCGUUGGAGUGAUACAGAAUGAUUCGGACAGGUAUGUUCAUUCGUGGUUUGUCAGUCUGUCCGCAAACACCUGGUGCUGGACCGCAGUAGUUGGAUCAGCAAAUUAUACUCAUCGGACUAAGGUGGUUGAGACAUACAAUGUUCGUACUCGACAACCGUCGUGCA
Opisthorchis viverrini is the source of this 370-nucleotide messenger RNA. RefSeq lists its product as hypothetical. The record is from RefSeq and is a predicted model, not a curated record. The annotation marks the transcript as partial. Lineage: Eukaryota; Metazoa; Platyhelminthes; Trematoda; Opisthorchiida; Opisthorchiidae. The transcript has 2 exons.